Anoplophora glabripennis (Asian longhorned beetle) is the source of this 956-nucleotide messenger RNA. Its product is annotated as exosome complex component MTR3-like. Lineage: Eukaryota; Metazoa; Arthropoda; Insecta; Coleoptera; Cerambycidae. The transcript is spliced from 2 exons. Gene Ontology annotation, cellular component: nucleolus; nuclear exosome (RNase complex); cytoplasmic exosome (RNase complex). The record is from RefSeq and is a predicted model, not a curated record. Gene Ontology annotation, biological process: poly(A)-dependent snoRNA 3'-end processing; U4 snRNA 3'-end processing; nuclear mRNA surveillance. Bases 90 to 938 code for a protein of 282 amino acids.
AACGAUAUCUAACCUAAAAUAAUGUGCGUCAUUGCGUCUCCAAUUUUGCAUCGUUAAAAGUAUAGGUAACAGGUAACUAUUGUUUAAAAAUGCCAAAAGACCAUAAAAGAAUAAACGGUCCAGAAGAGACAGUGCCUUAUAAUCUCUUCGCUAAAUUAAAUAUAAAGACGUUAUCAAAACAAUUUAAGGAAGCAGUAAAUAAUGGUAAAAGAAUUGAUUCCCGGACAACCGAAGAACAUAGAAAAAUUUUUCUUAAAACUGGAAUUGUGAGCCAAGCUAAAGGAUCGGCGUACAUAGAAUUAGGUAAAACUGAGGUUAUAGUAUCAGUAUUUGACCCUAGAGAAAUCCCAAAUCGGACAGAUUAUUGUUUAAAUGGAGAAAUAUAUUGUGAUUUUAAGUUCGCCCCUUUUAGUUGUAUAAAACGUAGACAACACCAACAUGAUGCAGAAGAGAAACACUAUGGUGCCAUUAUGAAACAGGCUCUGGAGUCGACAGUUUGUCGACAUGAAUUUCCUAAUUUUCAGGUAGACAUUUAUGCUCUAGUUCUACAAAAUGAUGGAUCAGCUUUAAGUGCAGCUAUAACAGCAGCAGGUGUUGCGCUAGCUCAUGCUGGUGUGCCCAUGUACGAUUUGAUCACAUCCGUCACUCUGGGUGUUCAGAACGACAUAAUGUUAUUGGAUCCUAACUAUACGGAACAGAUGUUAUGUGAAGUGCCAAUCUCUUCAGAUCAAGAAAAAAGUCAUGGUAUUAUAGUAGUGUCAAUGCUUCAUACACAUGAGCAGGUUUCACAAUUUUUUCAGUCUGGUUGUAUAUCUAUGAAGGAUUUAAGUGCUGGCAUAAGUGUUCUUGAAAAAGCCUGUCGAAGCAUUGUCCCUCUUGUCCAAAAAUGUCUAGCCAAACACGUUUUAAAAACAUUAAAAGAAGACGCAGAAGAUUAAAGUGAAGAGGAAAAUAUU